Messenger RNA from Paracoccidioides brasiliensis Pb18, 942 nucleotides. RefSeq names its product 8-oxo-dGTP diphosphatase. The transcript is spliced from 4 exons. Gene Ontology annotation, biological process: coenzyme A catabolic process. Gene Ontology annotation, molecular function: acetyl-CoA hydrolase activity; coenzyme A diphosphatase activity. Bases 1 to 942 code for a protein of 313 amino acids. The record is from RefSeq and is a predicted model, not a curated record.
AUGGCGCCCCUAUCUCCUGCAUCAAAGCAAGCAAUCGAGCGACUGAGGCGUUAUGUGCCGCCGCCAACGAAUUAUGAGUCCGUCCCACUCUCCCGUCGGGCUGCCGUGCUGCUUCUGCUCUUCGCCGAUCGACGAGGUGAUCUCCGGGUCAUUUUAACCAUCAGGUCUAACACUCUCAAUUCUUAUCCCGGUCAAGCCGCAUUGCCAGGCGGGAAGGCAGAUUCUCUAUCAGAGACGCCUUUCGAGACCGCUCGGCGCGAAGCGUUUGAGGAAAUCGGCCUGCCGAAUAUCGACCAGAAGCUCCCGUCCCCUUUUUGGGUGGAACAUCUCUGCGAAUUUCCUGCCAACCUCGCACGCACCGAGCUCGUCGUGCGACCAUGUGCGGCGUUUCUUCACUCGUUCAAUGAAGCCACGGGCGAAGACGCCGAUCCUGAAGAAGCGUUCAUGGCCCAAUUGGACGGCAAGGAGGUGGCCGCCGUCUUCUCCGGGCCUUUCCAUAAUUUCCUGAUGACAGAGGAUGAACCCCGUGGCGACGGUGAUCACAGUAUUCCAGGCGACCCGAACGAGUGGUAUGAAGGGACCUGGACCAAUUGGAAUGGGACUUGGUGGCGCAUGCACCAUUUCUUCGUUCCAAUAACAAACCAGAAAGUUACAAAGCCGAGAAGAAAGAGCAUCGACCGGGAUGCCGCCGUCGAUCAAUUAGAAGAACAGGAGAUUUCUAUGGGGCUAAGCCGCUAUCGCGUAUUUGGCAUGACCGCGCGAAUUAUAGUCGAUGCGGCGAGGGUGGCCUACGCAGAGGAACCCCAAUUCGAGCAUAAUAGUCAUUUUGGCGACGAGGACAUGAUCAAGCGACUGAAAAGAAUCGGCAGAUUCCAGGGUGCUCGAAAGGCUGGGGACCUGCUCACCAAGGAAAUAUUUGAUAAAGCUGCCAAAUUGUCGUGA